This is a messenger RNA of Carcharodon carcharias (great white shark), 3320 nucleotides long. It is a transcript of the gene afg3l2, whose product is annotated as AFG3-like AAA ATPase 2. Lineage: Eukaryota; Metazoa; Chordata; Chondrichthyes; Lamniformes; Lamnidae. Gene Ontology annotation, molecular function: metalloendopeptidase activity; ATP binding; ATP-dependent peptidase activity. The coding region runs from base 196 to 2592 and encodes 798 amino acids. The transcript is spliced from 17 exons. Gene Ontology annotation, cellular component: membrane; m-AAA complex. Gene Ontology annotation, biological process: mitochondrial protein processing; protein-containing complex assembly. The record is from RefSeq and is a predicted model, not a curated record.
CGCCGCCUUCGCCAUGAGUGAGAAAGAAGAGGAGGAGAGAGGAGCGGCGGAGGAGGCAAGCCUGAUAUCCACCUCAAUGUCCUCGCCGUUUCAACAUCGCAAACACGGAUCCUGAAUCACAGCCUGCCCAAAGACGAGGGAGGGGGGGAAAGAAAGCAAGAGGGGGAAAAAAAAAAACAGACAUUAAAGCAAGUGAUGGCACACCGCUAUUUCCUGAUGGCCCGCUGCUGUCGGGGGCUGUAUAAAAGCUUCGGCCCUCAGGAUAGCAGCCGAACCUGGAGACUGUUCUCAGGUUAUGCACAUAAUUGUGUGGGAUUGGAUAGGAACAGCCUACUGACAAACGUACUAGGUGUCUAUGGACGGUUCUGCGCUCGACCUCCAAAAGGUUUUGAAAAAUAUUUUCCAAACAAAAAAUCCAAAAGAGCAAGUGAAUCCAAUGAAUCAUCCAGUGAGGCAAAAGAGGCAAAAUCUGCAAAUUCUCAGCGUACAGGGAACAAUGGUGCAGGUGGUGGAAGUGGAGGAAAGAAAGGAGGCAGAAAGGAUGAGUCUACCUGGUGGGCCAGAUUACAGAAGGGUGAUAUUCCAUGGGACGAUAAAGAAUUUCGAUUUUACUUUAUAGGAGGUGCUGCAUUUUGGGCAACUGUUGCUUAUUACAUUUUCUUCAGGAAUAUUGGCAGAGAAGUUACUUGGAAGGACUUUGUCAAUAAUUACCUUUCUAAAGGAAUUGUGGACAGAUUGGAAGUAGUAAACAAGCGUUACGUUAGAGUAGUUUUUGCUCCUGAAAAGUUAGCUGUGGAUGGGUAUGUAUGGUUUAACAUCGGUAGUGUGGACACCUUUGAGCGGAAUCUGGAGACGGCGCAGCAGGAACAGGGCAUAGAAAGUGAAAAUAGGAUACCAGUAGUAUAUUCAACAGAGAGCGAUGGCUCAUUCCUACUGAGUAUGCUUCCUACUAUACUGAUCAUUGGGUUUCUGCUGUUUACCCUGAGAAGAGGAGCAGCAGGCGUUGGCCGAUCUGGACGUGGCAUGGGUGGACUGUUUAGUGUUGGCGAAACAACAGCAAAGGUUCUCAAGGAUGAAAUUGAUGUAAAGUUCAAGGAUGUGGCAGGAUGUGAGGAAGCGAAGUUGGAAAUAAUGGAAUUUGUUAAUUUUCUAAAGAAUCCAAAUCAGUACCAAGAACUUGGAGCCAAAAUUCCAAAGGGAGCUAUUCUUACGGGUCCUCCGGGCACUGGAAAAACUUUGCUAGCCAAGGCUACUGCAGGAGAGGCCAAUGUUCCAUUCAUCACAGUUAAUGGAUCUGAAUUCUUGGAAAUGUUUGUUGGUGUGGGUCCUGCUAGGGUGAGAGACCUGUUUGUGAUGGCUCGGAAAAAUGCUCCUUGUAUCCUUUUCAUUGAUGAGAUUGAUGCAGUUGGAAGGAAAAGGGGUAGAGGUAACUUUGGAGGACAGAGUGAGCAAGAGAACACUCUAAAUCAGCUCCUGGUAGAAAUGGAUGGGUUCAACACUGCAACCAACGUGGUGGUUUUGGCAGGCACAAAUCGCCCAGAUAUCCUGGACCCUGCACUGAUGAGGCCAGGUCGAUUUGACAGACAAAUUUUCAUUGGGCCACCUGACAUUAAAGGAAGGGCUUCAAUUUUUAAAGUUCACCUCAAACCCUUAAAAUUAGAAACUUCUAUCAAAAAGGAGAAUUUGGCAAGGAAACUAGCAGCUUUGACUCCUGGGUUUACAGGAGCUGACAUCGCUAAUGUAUGCAAUGAAGCUGCUUUAAUUGCUGCCAGGCACCUUUCUGAGGCCAUUAUACAGAAGCACUUUGAACAGGCCAUUGAACGUGUAAUUGGAGGGCUGGAAAAGAAAACUCAGAUUCUACAGCCAGAAGAAAAGAAAACUGUAGCAUAUCACGAGGCAGGCCAUGCAGUGGCUGGUUGGUUCCUGGAGCAUGCUGACCCUUUGCUGAAGGUGUCCAUCAUACCCCGUGGAAAGGGACUUGGAUAUGCUCAGUACUUACCUAAAGAGCAAUAUCUGUACAGUAAAGAACAGCUUCAUGACCGUAUGUGUAUGACACUAGGCGGACGAGUUGCAGAACAAAUCUUUUUUGGUAAAAUAACAACUGGUGCGCAAGAUGAUUUAAGGAAGGUUACCCAGAGUGCCUAUGCACAGAUUGUCCAGUUUGGCAUGAAUGAAAAAAUAGGCCAGGUGUCCUUCGACUUCCCACGACAAGGCGAGAUGGCUUUAGAAAAACCAUAUAGUGAGGCCACUGCCCGACUGAUAGAUGAAGAAGUACGAUCAGUCAUCAAUUCUGCAUACGAGAGGACGCUGUCACUUCUAACAGAAAAAAGAGCGGAAAUUGAGAAGAUUGCUCAGCGAUUAUUAGAAAAAGAGGUACUAGACAAAGCAGAUAUGGUUGAACUGUUGGGGCCUCGACCCUUUGCAGAAAAGUCAACAUACGAGGAGUUUGUGGAAGGGACAGGAAGCCUUGAGGAGGACACUUCCCUCCCCGAGGGCCUCAAAGACUGGAACAAGGAUCGUGAAAACGAGAGAAAGUAUCAAAAGAAGAGCAAAUUGGAAGAGGGUUCGCUGGAGGGCUGGGAUACUAAGUGAGGCAAAAUAAUUAUUUAGCUUUGUGUUUUUAAGAAAUUGUGAACCUACAAUAGGAAAAUUGUGCCUCCUUGAUUGUGUUCAGGCUUGUUGGUUAAAGAAUUUCAAAACUCAUAUAUGGUUCAGCAGCUCAGCUCUCUAUAUUCAACGUGGCUUUACCAGUAAUUAAUUUCCACUGGGCCAACUUGUUCUGUCAAAAUGAACAUGAAGCAAAAAAUAGCAAUUUUUUUUAAGGUCUUAAAUGCAUUUUAACAAUGAUUGCUGCUUCACUUUAGCACUUGGAGAUGUAAGUCUCUGACUCUGCACACUGCAUCUGGUUUCAUUUGAAUGGAACUUUUAUUUAUGAAUCUGUUUUGCCAUAUAUCUGAAGAUGGGAAGGUUUUGUCUGCUGAGUUAGCAGGCGCAGAUGGCUGAGGAUUAACGUACACAAUUUUCUGUACCCUGUGGCCUCUCGAUCCUCCUUUGGGGCCGCAAGCAGUUGAAGACUUGAAUGUAAUUAAUAGUUUGUGUAAAUAAUGUUUAUUUUGAAACUUCAAAAAGUGUACAAAAAUAAAAGGUAUAAUAUUGAAUUUGUUAUCGGUCUUGGGCGGGUAUAUAGUUUGUUAGGAAAGACUGUGAGUUCCACUAUUAAUAUUUGCUUUGAUCAAAUACAUGCUGUGCCAGACCAUCCGUUGAUUACAAAAUGAAACUCCAAAGGGCAUCACAACAAUAAACAAAUGAAGUUUCCAACA